Closterium sp. Yama58-4 is the source of this 1089-nucleotide messenger RNA. Lineage: Eukaryota; Viridiplantae; Streptophyta; Zygnematophyceae; Desmidiales; Closteriaceae. The record is from the annotation of a GenBank genome assembly.
AUGGACUCUUCGCGGACUCUUUGGUCGGACCUAAAACAGACUCCGGAAUGUAGCAGGCCUUGGUCCAAAAAGUCUCUUUUUCUGCACGUCCGGAAUCCGUCCAGAAAGAGUCCGUUCGGACUCUUGGGGACAACUUUGGGACGCUGGAAAUUGGCAGGCUGCCAGGCCAAGAAGACUGUUGACAUCACCUGCAGCAACCGCAACGAGCCGCCCUCUCCCGACGCCAUCCGAGUCACCUACCGCUGCACCCUCCACAACCACCCCUUGCCUGCCCGCCACCCCUUGACGCCCAUCCGCCGUCCGCCCACUCGCCACAUUGUCUCCUGUAACCGUGACCCCACCAAGUGUGUCAACAAGCGCCCUGCUGACGGCGCUGCGAAUCACCCUAACAAGAGGGCUGCUCACAGCCCUGAAGACCUUCCCACCGGCCGCGCUACUGACCAGCAUUUCAACCUCGCGGGUUCACACGAUGGGGUUGGCGAUACUCCGUUCAACACCAAUCGACCAGCUGAUUAUAUCGGCGGUCUGAACGCCGUCGCGAGUGAUUUUGGUGCGGUCCUGAACGGCCUGGAUGCUGAUUCUGGUGGGGCUCUGAACAUCCUGAUACCAGCAUCGCAGAAUGGGAGCGUGGAAGUGGGUGCUGCUGAUACCGUUGCUGCCGCCGCUGCUGAUGGUGCUGUUGAUUUUGCAGAUUGGGCCGCAGAAGCACUUUUGCACUUUCCGUGUCAGCCGGAGCUGUGGGACCUUUCCCCGCUGUCUCCCCUGCCCACCCUCCUCCAGUCAUCUCCUCCGUGGCGGGACAAGCUUCCCAUCCCCGUUAGUGUCUGCUCCACUGACCUCAACAGUGCUGCUGUUGACAUGGUGAGGUGUACAGUGCCUCUGGAAGGACUGGUUGAUGAGCUCGGAUGUCGAAUGCAGGAAAAAGAUCACAGCCGUCGAUUGGAUGGCGAAGACUCUGAAGAUCCGACGGAUGAGAUUGACUCUUGGGUGCUCCUGCAUGCUACUGUGCUGGGUGCUUCAACUUCUUCUGAUGCUCCUGGCCAGGCUGGCCUUGAGUCGCACCAAGAUGUGCAAGAUACGCCUCUAUGA